Messenger RNA from Pocillopora meandrina, 9234 nucleotides. The record is from the annotation of a GenBank genome assembly. Lineage: Eukaryota; Metazoa; Cnidaria; Anthozoa; Scleractinia; Pocilloporidae.
AUGUCGAUGCUGUUUCUUGUUUCCAUUUGUAUAAGCGUGCUGUCGGAAGGCGUAGUGCGUGCAAGUAAAUCAGAGGAAGACUUAAAGUUUUAUAACCUUGUGAAGGAAGGACAAUUCACCAUGAAAUGCGAGGAAAUGGUAAGCGAAUGCAGAAAGAAGACUGUCAUAUAAACAGUUGGGAACUAACGCAAUCUUUUUUGUAGAAAAUUGCAUAUUCAAUUCCACUUGUCUACCACUUCAAAUGUUCAAUUGUGGUUAUUGUUAUUUUUACUCUUACAAAGCCGGUUUGGAGCACUGGCGAACUCAUUCAAAUAUGAGACAAAUGUAUACAAUUUGUCUCUUUUUGGAUGAAUAUGCAGUUAAAUUCAUGAAAUGUAGGGCUGGAGAACAUUAUAAGCUAAUUUAAUUACUCACAUGUAUUGCUUUCCUAAAUCGAUGUAAAUUCUCAGGAGUCUUGAAGAAUUACGAGCUACGUUGCGAAUUUUAAUUUAAUUAUGAAUUUUUUUAAUUGGAUAUUUUCAAUGCGCGCCUUUUUUAUAUCAUUUACUAAAUAUUCUCGAAAAAUUUUGGUGAGAUUCGAAGUUUCAUACGUUGCUUAGGGUAAAUGCAUUCAAAUAAGGGUCACAGACUCCAAUUUUUUCGGUUCAAUUCCGUGCGAUUUGCGUCAACAGAGAGCCUUCAGUUGGGAGAGGAAAAAAAUUCCUGCUGUGAAGUGACAAGUCAAGUACAUUUUGUUAUUGAAAGUGAUUUGUGCUGGAGUCACGUACUUUGGUCUUGUUCAAAUUCCACGCGGGCGUUGAUAUGGUUCAAUAACGAUGAAAUACAAGGGAAACUCUCGAUAAAACGGCGACAAAUGAGUGAAAAUUAUCUGGAAAAGGAGAAUAAUAACAAUUGUUUACAAGAAGGAAUUAUGUGAACUAUUUUCUCUUUCCUCAGGAAUGACAAGAUCGAGAGCGAUUUCUUUCUUUUUUUUUUUGUUUUUGUUUUUUUUGUUUUUUUUUUAGAUCAUUUAACUGUUUUGGGGCAGAUAAACUCGUAAAUUGAAUUAUCAGUACUUUGAUCUGAUUGAAGUAGCACGUAUGGUAAGUGAAUCCACGGCUUUUCAGAGAAAAUUUAAAAUUACGAAAUUCAAACUUCAUUAACCUUUAGGAGAUGGAAUCUUCUCAGUUUGACAUUAGAAAAUUUUAUUUGUUCAAGUUGUUUUGUUUUCCAUUUGUCACAUUGUUUACGUUAUCGAUCUUAACAGUGAAAAAGUUACUGUAGUGUAGCAAGUACUUUAUAACCGUUUGGAGCGAAAAACUCUUCGUAGAAUUAAACUACCUACACUGUUAAAGGUAGUGUUUCACUGCGCGAGCUGUGCGAUUCAACUGGUUUUAUGAUAUCAAUUUCCGCCCAUCUGGGAGCGCAGAACUUUCAUCGUGAAUGGUCUGAGUGAAGGAAUUUAGUUACAGAAAGAUUUCGAGUAGCUGACGAUUUUUGAUAUUUGUCUAGGUUUUUUAAAAAUAUGCAGGAAGGCUUUCGAUCUGUGAAAUUGUCUCAUCACAUGACGGCUAUUUCCUUUAAUUUUAACAUAAUAACCUUUUGAGUAACUUAGGCAGACAAAGUCUCCAUAGAACGUUUUGGAUGGUUUUCCUGUGACUACAAUGUCGAAUGUGGUAUUGGAAAAAUAAAAUUGAAAAAGAAUGAACGUUCUUUUUCAGUUCCAAAUUUUCAUUCAGUUUUAUUUUUUUUGUGAUCGGACUAAACCACUAGUCUGUGUAGUGGAUUGAAAGUGGGACUGAAGUGAUGGAAAAGAUUAGAAUUUCUACGGAGAAGUUACCUGAAACACAAUGUACUUGUGUUGUGUACCUUUGAAGUUAUCUUUAAAUUCUCAUGUCUGGUUUGCCCCACAUUGCUUUACUUCAUUGACCCUAAGUAUAAACCAGUUACAUAUACUAUUUAAACUCUGCGUGAAAACUAACCACUCAUAAUUUAAAUUGUCUUUUCAUGUGCACGUGAUUUGGUGUGAAGUACGGUGAACCAGUAAGAAUCAAUGUGAGUACCACCUUGAAUUUUAAAACUUUCUACAUAAAUAGAUGUAUGAAUGUUACAAUCAAUACCCCAGUUGCUAAUAGCGAGGCUCGCAGAGCGUAGCCCCACAAUUAUACAAAAUAGUAGUGACCCAUCAAGCCGAAAAAAUUUGGAUGUACGACCGUAAGACCGUACGACCGUACAAGGCGCUACUUUUAACAUGCGUGGUCAAGUGUACCGCGGGCACGCCAACGCCACGGCUUUGUUCAGUAGUCCAGUGGUCAGUGCACUGGGCUCCGAUUCGGACGACCCGGGUUCUAGUCCUGGCCGGGGUAAGGCGUUGUGCCCUUGAGACGUGCGGGAAAAAAAAUGCGAGCUCCGCUUUUAGGCUUGGCUAAAUCUAUAUAUUAGACAAUCAGUAACAUAACUUCUUUUUCGCAUGGAACAAAAGUUCGGAAAAGGUUUUUUGGAAAGGAAUGUUUUUUUAGCCUUGUUGCAAUACUAAGUCACGAGAAAAUAUUUAACCUUCGUCCAAAAUGAGUCAUCAUUCAGGAGUGUGACGCUUCUCGAUGAUCACUGAGUUUGAAUCCCGUAAAAACUUGAAUUUUUUACGCGCUUUUUUUUCUGCAAUUACUCAUCCACCAACGAGAAUUAUUCCUUUGCUGGAUUUUCACCUGCGGGUCAAAUACACGAGAACACAUCAGUUUCAGUAUACUCUCUUGGUCAAUAACAAUUGUAACUCUUUCGAUAAAUCAACACUUACACAUGUUUUACUGAUUUCUUCUUUAAACACAGGAGACAGAAAACCCUGAAAUCUUCAACUCUUAUAACUGCGACGAAGACUGUGAAGAGGUAUGUCCUCAAAUUAACUGAUCUUUAAAUUGGAAAAUAAACUUGUAAGUUAGAGAUCAGCGAAUCUCAUCCGCGAACAUUGUGAAGAACGUAAUGACCCAAUUGGGUGUUUACUGUUUUGAAAGCGGCAAAUGAGAAAUAUCAGGUGAAAUCUACGGCAAAAAAUUCAGAUAAUUACAUGGUAGAUUAAGGCAUUCGUUAUCAAUCUCCUGAAACUAUUGGAAGGUCAGAAACUAUAGCAAUACUUGCAAAUAAUAACAUGAAGUCACUAUGGAAUGAUCGAGAUUCCACUUCGUUAGUGGAACCCUCUGAUCGUCUCGACUUCGCGGUAGUUUCGGACCACAGUACCCUUGGGUUUCUUGGGUUUCUUUAUUCUUUAUUAUCUGUGCCAAAUCUUGGAUGAGGCGGGCGACAGACUCAGCAGAGAACGCGAAGGUAAUGAUCCUGACAUGAUUGGGACGAACAAAGUAAAAUAGCAAUCUGAACAUCGGCUUUAGGGAAGGUCCUGAGCCCUUCAGUUGGGGAUGAUGCGCAUACUUUGCAUUCACUAGAUUUUUUGACGUGGUAUUUCAGUAUCUUUAAUCCUAGGGAAGAGACAUCCUUGGGAAACUAAAAAAUAUAUCGACUCGUUCUAGAAUUCCAAAGAAUAACUAAACCUUUCGAAAACCAUCUUCAAAUGAGCUACAAUUCACUCGUGGACGUCGCCAUUGUAAAUCUGAAACCCGUCUACUAGCCAGUUACGAUCCGUUUGAGUGAUAAGAAACUACACACAAAAAAAGCAAUUUUCAGGCAAUUUUUUUACUUUGUGUUUAAUUUUGUGUUUGUGUGUGUGCUUUUGUUUAGUUUUUCUCGUUUGUUUGUAUUUUUUUUUAGGUGCUACUGGUUGCCGCAAAGUUUGCAUUAACCAGUUGCACUUGCUAGUUUUUAAACCACGCUUUAUGGUUUUGCGUGUUCGGCCGGGUUACCUAGGGAUCUAAAAAUGGUGACGUCGCUAGUCAAAAUUUUAAGCGUACUUGAAGAAAAUUUUCAGUAGUUACUUUUUGGAUUCUCAGAACGCAUUCAGCAUCCAAAGUUCUUGUAAUCUUUUUGAUAACUGAGAUGAGAAGUAUAACUUCCUUUAUUAUGCCUGUUAUUAGGAUAUUGCAAACCAUUUCAUCAUUCGUAAUUUACUCCAACAUCGUUUCCAUUCUGUCUUGUUCACUCUUCAGUGCCUGCGACCUCUUAGGUUCGAAAGUACGAAACACAGAACAUACAAUGAAUGUAAAGCUGAGUGCGAUAAGGUAAGAAGUAAGGUUUUUUAUCUUUAAGUUCCUAUUUUAAAACAGCGAGUUACAUCUGGAGCAAUUUCUAAGUGACCCAUCCUGAUAUUCUCGUGUCAAAUCUAAUCAUAUUUUGUCGUGAAAAAUCUUUUUUAGAAUGGCCUCGGAGACGCAUGCAAACAGGGAUGUUAUUUCCUUCACCGCUUUGUAAACUCAGGUAGAACAGAAAUGGAUCUUUCUUAAUAUACGUAAUGGUGAUUUUGGUACAGGGCUGUUCGACGAACCCAAUGCAUACCUGCGUGUACUCGGGUACUCGCAAUGGAAGACUACGUUUAGACUUAUUUCGAUAGAAAAUUUCGUAAACACGUAACAUUUGCCCUGUAAGAGGCAUGUGAAAAGCAUCUGAAAAGCAAGUGAGAAAUUUCAUUUCUUUCAAAGAGUGUUUUCACAUGUUUUUCCACUCGUUCCUGUAGCCUCCUUGGGAAAUAUUCAGACUCAAGGAUGCUCUUCAGGGCUUUGAAUGUGAUUUGUGUUUGAUUCUGACCGACCCGAACGUUAAUCUCAGGCCUCCUUCGAGCGACUCGGCAAAUACGUAAAGAAUCAUCUCCUUUUAAGUUCAAUAGAAGAAACUGCAGAAAAAGAAGUCCGUCUUGAAAUCCAGACUUCGACGGGAACGCGAAGGUACUGGGCUGACUGGGUUUGUUUUCAAUUUAGGUAAUGGACCGAGUGGAAUCUGGUACGACACAAGAAACGUCACUGCCAAAGGACCCUACCUGUUCUGUCGCACAUAUACAGAGUUGGUGGUGAACUUUGAUUUUCGUCUCUUUUCGGAUAAUACAGCUAAAGUUGAGCCCACCACCUUCAUCAGUUUUUACAGGCUUAACGAAAAAGACCCAUGGACCAUGCUUUCAUCUGUAGUAAGUGAAGAGAUAAUAUAAUAUUCAUUGUUGAAUUUUAUUAAUGAAAAUUAAUACGAUGUGAAUAUGUAGUGAUUAAGGGACAGCCCUAUUUCGAGUUGAAAAAAAAAAAAACCACCACCUUCACGCUGAAACUGAGUAAAAAACCCGUCCUCGUGAAAAUCACGUUUUCAAGUCAACGUUUUCCAUCUGCCUUCCAUGUUCUCUACUUUCGUGAAUUCAUCUCCAUUCUAUCUUUUUCGAGUUUCGUUUCAUAUUUAAUUUGGUUUUUAAUAAUUGAUGAGAUAUUUUUAUGACCUUUUUCGCUUGAGUGACCUGAGCCCUUUUGGAGACAAGCAUGAAAAAUACUUUUGGAGUCUUCUGUAAUGCGUGACCGAAACUUUUUGAAUUUGCUUACAGGAUUCAAACUGAGACCGAAUUCUCUUGUACAGUAUUACAGUUUUUCCAGACUUUCUCGUGUCAUUCGUUGUAAUCUAAUUCAUAUUUAUCUAUGUAAGUUCAUAUCAUUCUCAUAUUCCACCAUUUUAGUCCUCAGAGUUGCCAUUCUAUUUCCCAGACCUGUUUAAAGGAUUUACUAUACAGAUCUCUAUUGCCAUAGUGACAGCCAAGGGGCUACAGGUUAAACUGCCCUUUAGAGAGUUCCGCCAUGUUGGAGAAUGGAUGGUAACGUUAAGCGGUGAGUUAUUUUUGGAGAGGAAACAGAAGAUUCCAAGAUUCCUUAACAAUGGAUAAUGCUAUACUUAUGUAUGUAUAGAUCAUCCUGAACACAAUUAAAAAAGGGCUGCUAGUGAUCUUUUUUUCAUUAUGUACCAUUUCUUGGAAGAGACUUUAACGGAGGAAAAAAGGAAACAAGGAAAUUACAACCAAAGCGCACAGCAAAUCUCAAUCAUUUCCAAAGCGUUACAUAAUCGCUUAGGGUCUCUCAAAUAUUUUAGUUCCUGACUAAUGGACCGAAACGUGCCUUCCUAAGGUGGUGUUGGGAGACUUUUUAGCCUUUCAGAUUAACAACAAAACAUUCAGACACUCAUGAUGGGAUCUGGCACAAGCGCAUCAAAUUCAUCUUCAACCUCCCCCAUUCAAUUUUGUUUUUGGUUAAAAAAGCUAGCAGGUAUCGCCUUAAAACCUUUCGCAGUCCCAAAAACCAGUCCCGGUCUCUUACUCAAACUCGUAGAAACUGCGACACCAAGCUUAUCUUGUGAAACCUUUUUCGCUCAUCGACCGUUUUCUACAUUAAUAGAUGAAGUUCAUUUGGAUCCUCCCAAGGGCCUCCAGGCCCAUGUGAGCAAAGCUGGUGACAGAUUUGAAGGACAUCUUACCUGGUAUUUGGCACCGCGUAGUGAGUAAUACUGAGUUAGAGGUAGUGCAAAGCCAUAGGUACAUUAGAUUUCCUCAUUCCUUUCGAAAACAGGGAAAUUACUAACGGUCACGAAUAAGGAGUUGUGAAUACACUGGUCUUGUUUCGUCUAGCUAUUUCAAAAUUGAUAAAGAAUGCUAUUUUACGUUUGCUUUCCUUCCACGGCGGAAAGGUUAGUUUAAUUGUCCCAUUAUAUAAGUGUCCUUGCAAUUGAUUAGCGUAAACGAGUUAUCAUUAAACAUUUAUAAUUUCAUAGGCAAAAUCUGUGACUACAGAAUCGAGUGGAGAGCAACUUACUCGGAUCAUUGGAAAAGUAAAGCAUUUGAAGUCAGUCAUAGCAAGGUAAACCUUGUUAUAUAUAUUCUAGGAAGUUUAUGAAAAUGACAGGUCUGAAAAAGUUUAGCGCUUCCAAACGCAUCUUCUUCACUCCUUCAUUAGUCAUUAGUUGUUAAUCUAUUACUCCGUUAGUCCGUUUGUUAGCAAGUCCGUUAGUCUGUCAGUCCGUCAGUCCGUCGUUCCUUUAAUCUGUCAGUCCGUCAGUCCGUUAGUCCAUCAUUUAACCAUUUCGUCAGUCCGUGAGUCCGUGAGUCCAUUAGUCCGUCGGUCCGUUAGUCUGUUGAUCCGGUGGUCCGUUGGUCCGAUAGUCCUUAGUCCAUCAUGUUAAAAUUAUAAAAAUUUUUAAAAUUGUUCAUGUCUCUGAUUUUCCAUUAAAUCGUUUUAGAGCUUAUCUUCGAAGUCUAACACUACUUUGUGCGUUAGUCGUUUCCUAAACCAGCUCACAGCCCCCUCGAUCUUUGUCGUGCACCCAAAGAAAAUCUGCCAAUAAGAUGGCUUGGGUGCCAAGAAUCCAUGUAAAGUUUUUCCUCGGCUCUUCAAUUUUCCUUUAUUUUCAAUGCCAUCAGCACGUCGCAAGCACACGGAUGUACUAUAUUGUAGAAGGUUUGCUGCCGAUGGAAAAUUACACUAUAGAGGUAAGUUACUCAUUUGUCACAGUCCUGAUCAUGAAUAAGACAGCAUUACAAUAUAAGAUAUGCGACAAAAGAAAAAGAUAUAAAUCAUAUGGUUGGUCAAAACGUCUCUCUGUAUCAUAUGCAAGAUUAUUACCAUUUCCAGCACUUCUUUUGAAGAAUUUUAUAUCAUGAAAUAAGCUCCAUCAGCACACUAACACAAUUAACAUUUCCCGCGCGGACAUGCACAUGAAAAUUUGUUCCCGCAAAUUUUACAUGAACCUGCCCAAAGCAAACCUUUAAAUUUUCCACAGACUGUUUUCUUUUAGAUUGAAAUUUUUUUAGAAAUAUUUCUUUGUUAUCUCUUUUAGGUUAUCUCCGUAGCCUCUGAUGAAAAACAAAAUAAAAGUACUAUAUGUAUUGUCACGCCUUCCCUGGGUAAAUAUCAUCAUGAUGAUGCGCUCACUUAACGUGUAUUGAUCGACGCAGAUCUUUUCUUUGCCCAUUGUCUUCAAAAGCGGUCACUGAUAUCUUUGUUUCAUCCUUUCAUAAUAUUCCCCAGUGCUUGGACCGCCGGAAAACCUGACACUGGUCCAUCUCACCCACCUGUCACGCAAUACGUCAACGGCUACGGUCACGUGGUGGCCGCCACAUAAUAUACCGAUUGUAGACCAUGUACAGGAAUACAGAUUAGAAUGGAAUAAGAUUCUUGUUUUGAACGGAGUUUUUACAGAACCACAUUUUGAUUCCACGUGGUUACCAGCGGUAAGUCGAAUAUCUAGGGCCACAUCAAUUCUCCGAAGUUAUUUACAAAUUGGAGAUAUGAUCGAAGGUAACAUUGUGCUUUUCAAGAUUGCGACGGAAUCAGGCAAGGCGACAAGGAGCUACAAAGGUGAAGAGCAGAUCAAAAUAUUUAGCUUACAUUUAAAUUAUCAGUGGAAGAUUCAUUUUAAUGCUGCUUUUAAAAUGUACCCUCUUAGACCAAAGAGAGACUUCUAAAGGGGCUGAUUAUGCAUACCGAUGUCGAGGAAACACAUCAAGUCGAGGAAAACCCAUCAAAGAAUUAAACUUAAUGUUAAUUUGAAUUCAACUUUUGUAGGAAAAUACAAGUUUUCGGGUGUUUGGCCUUCAUAACGGAUUCGCCUACAUGUUCAAGGUAACUAGUGUGUACUGCACGCUAAAAUCAUAAAUUGACUGUUCUGUUAAAACUUCUUUUCAGAUACCCCAUGCUUUUCCUCUCGGCACAUUGGUUCAUUUCUUGCAUUGAAUUCUUGGGUAGCAAACUUACCUAACUACUGUCUCUUUCAACGUCACAGGAAUAUUUUUUUGAUUGCAGGUUGCUGCAGUGUCAUCAGUAACGGGAGUGGGAACAGAGGCCGUAAUUUUAUUUAACACGACAGGUGAAUAUGAAAUAAGCAUGCUGCUCCAAAACGAGCAAGGCAACCCCCUUUUUCAUUUCAAGAUUUACGUUUCUUGAGGAUAAACAACCGAUAGGUAAAUUUUGAUAAAAAUCUUAGUGGAGGUUCUAUUUCAGUGGAAAGACCAAAUAGGUUACUAAGCAUAAAAACUUCCAAGAUGGAAAAUAUUGAGUGUUGUGUUUUGGGUUCAUAAUCUACAGAAACAACAAAAGUUUCAAGCCAUGAAGAUCAACAUGUUCCCGUUUUAGAGAGCAAAGCGUUGCCGUGGAUGUUCAUAACAGGAAUCCUUGUGGUGAUUGUUUGCGCAAGUUUUGUUCGACUUACUUACGCUUUUGUGAAAAAGAAGUACGGAAGUUUAUCGUCAGCUGUGGAACAAUUUCGUGCGCGGUGCCGUCGCGAAAGAGACACAACAAUCAAUCUUAUCUAAUUAAAAUAAAGCACAAUGAGUGUAAAAUAAAUAAAGACAAUGUGAAAGGC